Molecule: messenger RNA, 2951 nt
Organism: Strigops habroptila (Kakapo)
Lineage: Eukaryota; Metazoa; Chordata; Aves; Psittaciformes; Psittacidae
Product: membrane primary amine oxidase
Exons: 4
Coding region: 46-2328 (760 amino acids)
Biological process (GO): amine metabolic process
Cellular component (GO): plasma membrane
Molecular function (GO): copper ion binding; primary methylamine oxidase activity; quinone binding
Source: RefSeq, a predicted model, not a curated record
GAAACUUGCUGUGCCAGACCGCGGGAGCGCCGAGCCUCAGCAGCCAUGAACGUGAGAACCGCGCUCGUGCUCCUCGCGCUGGCUUUAGCCACCAUAUUCGCGUUGGUCUGUGUGCUGCUGACCAGGGGCAGGGCCCCCGGCGCCUGCCCGCACCAGCCCCUGGCGCAGGAGGACCCCGACGAUGGCCAGAGCCUGGUCUUUGCAGACCUGACCCCCGCGGAGCUGGCGCAAGUGGUGCGGUACCUGCAGGGACACCUCGGGCUGCGGCUGGUGGACGCCGCGCGCGCAAACCCCUCCGACAACUGCAUCGCCUCCGUGGAGCUGCAGGUCCCGGCCAAGGCAGAGGCGCUGCGGUUCCUGGACGGGGCGGGGGCUCGUCCCCCCCGCGAGGCGCUGGCUGUGCUGUACUUUGGGGACCAGCCAGACCCCAACGUCACCGAGUACGUGGUGGGGCCGCUGCCGACGCCGGCGUAUCACCGGGACGUGACGGUGCGCAGGUACGGGGGGAAGGUGCCGUACCACCGCAGACCCGUUACUGGUAAGGAAUACAUGGAUAUCAAUGCUCUCAUCCAGCGGGAGCUGCGAAAGGCACCGCGCUUCCUCGCCGCUUGCUGUGAGUCUGAUGGGACCGACCUGACCACCCUCACGACAGCCCCGCGUGGCUUCAAGUCCGGCGACCGCGCGACCUGGUUUGUCCUCUUCCACAGCGUGGCCGGUUCUGGCUACUACCUCUCGCCGGUGGGGCUGGAGGUGCUGGUGGACCACAGGGACCUCCGCGUCUCCCGCUGGCAGCUGCGCCACGUCUUCUACAAUGGCCAGUACUUUGUGAGCAUGGCAGAUCUGGAGGAAGCGUUUGUGGCCAACUUGCUGGAGGUCGUCAGGGUCCAGAAGCCUCGGGCUGAAGCGGUGCUGGGCUCCAUGAGGCCCCGGCACCAGCCCAGCUCCCCGGGUCCACUGCAGUAUGAGCCACAGGGUCCCCGCUACAGCGUCAGGGGCAACCGCGUCACCUUCCAGGGCUGGAGCAUCACCUUCGGCAUGAACCCCAACUCUGGCCCGCGUCUCUUUGACAUCAGGUACCGCGGGGAGAGGAUUGUCUAUGAGCUGAGUCUCCAGGAAGCCUUAGCCCUGUAUGGCUCCAACUGCCCCGGGGGCAUGUCGACCCGCUACCUCGAUGGGAGCUUCGGCAUCGGCAGGUUUGCCUAUGAGCUUGUCCGGGGCCUCGACUGCCCCUACACCGCGACCUAUGUGGAUCAGCACUACCUGGUGGAGUCAGAUACCCCUAAAACCAACCAAAACUCACUCUGCAUUUUUGAGCACGACGCUGCCCUCCCCCUGCGGCGCCACUUCUCUGACUCACAGUCCUUUUACUAUGGGGGGUUGCGGAAAACCACGCUGGUCAUCCGUGCCAUCUCCACUCUCAUCAACUAUGACUACAUUUGGGACUUCAUGUUCCACGCCAGUGGGGCCGUGGAGGUCCGGGUGCACGCCACCGGCUACAUCAGCACCUCCUUCCUCCACGGCCAAGGCACUGACUACGGCAGCAGGGUUGGGCCCCACACGCUGGGAACGAUGCACCUUCACCACAUGCACUACAAGGUGGACCUGGAUGUUGACGGGCAGCUGAACUCCCUGGAGACCCAGGACAUGGGGUACAAGGUCAUGAAAGAACCCUGGAGCAUGCAGAACACCAUUGAGCGGCUGUACCUCCGCAGGAAAAGGCUGGAGAGGGAGGAUGAGGCGGCGUUCCAAUUCAAUGCCCCCAUGCCCCGCUACCUCUCCUUUGUCAGCCCCAAUCCCAAUAAGUGGGGGCAUCCCCGCGGCUACCGGAUCCAGAUCAUCAGCUUCGCCGGGGACCCCCUUCCCACCAGCAGCCCCAUGGAGAGGGCCAUCAGCUGGGGCAGGUACCAGUUGGCCGUCACCCGUCGGAAGGAGGAGGAGCCCAGCAGCACCAGCAUCUACAACCAGAAUGACCCCUGGACGCCCACCGUUGCCUUCGCUGACUUCAUCAACAACGAGACUAUCACCAACGAGGACCUGGUUGCCUGGAUCUCCGUGGGGUUCCUGCACGUCCCCCAUGCUGAAGACAUCCCCAACACGGUGACCGUGGGGAAUGGCGUCGGCUUUUUCCUGAGGCCCUACAACUACUUCGAUGAGGACCCCUCGGUGGACUCACCCGACAGCAUCUACUUCAGCAGCGAGCAGGACCCCGGGAUAUGCGGAGCCAACCCGCUGGCCUGCCAGCCCCCCGCCUGCACCCCCCAUCGGCCCCCCUUCAGAUAUGGGGGAUUCCUCAACCUCAGCCUGGCCCCGCUGCCUGGCACGCUCUGAUGGGGAAGGGGCUGCUGCUGCCUGGCCCCUGGUGUGCAGGGUCCUUGGGGGGGUUCUGGUGCCACACAGGGGACCUGCCCUCCCCAUGCCCGGGAUGCUGCAUGCUCAGGAUGAGCUCAGCUCUCGUUUCAGCCCCGCAGCACUGCCGCAGGUGGGCUCACAGCCUCUGAAGUACAGCCCCAAGGAGUGACCUCUCAUAGACCACAUCCAGGAUGCCACCCAAAAUGCUGUGGGCUGCCCACAGCCACUCUCCUCCUCCAGGACCGGAGCUCCUGCUGCCUCCCCAAGGUAGGUCAGUGCACACAGGGCGACGGUGCUGCUCAGGGCUGGCACUGCGCAGAGCUGCAGGUCCCCUUGGAGAUGUGGUCCAUGCUGAGGUUUUGCCCAGCCACAGUGGAGGUAGCAGCUCUGGGAUGCCCAAAAUGUCCAUCCUGGCCCCAUGGACACUCAGCUCCAGGGCUGAUGCUGCUGCGGUGGUGCCAAGCUCUGAAGACAGGGACAGUGCACUGGGAGCCUGCAGGACAAGGACACUGCAUGACCGUGGGACGGGCACUCCCUCGGCUGUGCUGCCCCAUGUCCACCCUUCCUAAUAAACAGGCACUUGGGUGCUUUUUCUGACCAAA